Messenger RNA from Leguminivora glycinivorella, 3402 nucleotides. RefSeq names its product cholinesterase (gene Gli). The coding region runs from base 406 to 3057 and encodes 883 amino acids. The record is from RefSeq and is a predicted model, not a curated record. Gene Ontology annotation, cellular component: septate junction; cell surface; tricellular tight junction. The transcript is spliced from 17 exons. Lineage: Eukaryota; Metazoa; Arthropoda; Insecta; Lepidoptera; Tortricidae.
AAGAUAUAAACAAAAAUGUGCAGUGAUUGUAAUGGGCGUAGUCACUAUCGCCUUUUAUCUGAUAAAUUCAUUGAUUAUAAAAGAUAACGCCCUAAUGCUGUAGCGACAUUGGACUAGAUAAAAAAUAUAGGACUACUCUGAUAAAAAGAAUGCAAAUACAUCUUAUUUAGGGCAUGUUGUAAAGUUUUGUUCUUUGUAACUUCAGUAACCAGAUUUACUUGGAAAUUACGUAAUUAACAACGUUUUAUGAGUGUUUGUUUAUAUACAAAGUGAUUAUAAACAAAGUAUAAUUCAUGAAAGUGUCUAACUUCGAAGAAACGUGACUCAAACAACUACUUAACAUCGACUAUGUGAUUCAUCGAAACUUUUCUUAUAAUUACUGUGUAGUGUUUGUGAUGCGAAAAAAUGUUCCAGAAAGCAUUUUUAGCCCUUUUCCUGACUGCUAACGUGCAAUGCCAAUCGAACAAAGACUUAUACAAUGGACAGUAUAACAACGAAUUCUAUAAAACGCAAAAAUUGGACAGCUCUCGAGAGACAAGACUGCCAAAUCCUGGCGACAGUAAUUAUAGGACUUAUGUGUAUAAUAGCAGGAGGUACGGGACGGAUCCAACGCGGUACAAUCCCUUCAAUCCUAGUAUAAACCAGCCAGGAGGGUUUCCAUACAAUCCUAUAAACACAAACCCUUUGGAUGACUCAUAUAAGUUUAACACACCCCAAGACCCGAACAACCCGGAUGCACUGUUCCCGGGAGUGCUUGGAGGCUGGAGAGAGGACCUUCAAGGCAGGGAGCGGAGGGACUCGCGGCUGCUCAAGCGAGACAUCUUUGUUAACACUAACUACGGACAAGUACAAGGAUUUAAGGUCCACUUAUAUGACAAUCCAGACCCUGACUCGGGAUAUAGACCCUGGCUAACCCCAGUGGAAAGGAUACAAGGAGAGGCUUCAGUAUUUCUUGGCAUUCCAUAUGCUAGGCCUCCUGUCUUAGAUGGAAGAUUCAAGCCCCCUCGUCAGCACCCUGGAUGGCAGCUGCUCCAAGCUGUUGACUGGGGUCCAGCUUGCCCCCAACCAGUGAGAUUUACUGGGGCAACCAAAGGCAUCCGUGAUAUGGACGAAGAUUGCCUGUACCUCAACAUUUUCUCUCCUAAUACGGAAGCAGGCACCACAGCGCAGAAAUACCCAGUAAUGGUGUACAUUCACGGCGGGCAAUUCUCUUCUGGAGCCUCAAAUUUGUUCCCCGCACAUAUGCUUGCUGCCUUCUAUAAGGUCGUCGUGGUUUCUAUCAACUACAGGCUUGGAGCUCUUGGUUUCCUCUCUACCGCCGAUGACAACUCUCCUGGCAACUACGGCAUCCUCGAUCAGGCGAUGGCCUUACGAUGGAUCCGAGAUAACAUAGAUCCGUUUAAUGGGGACCGCAAUUCCAUCACUCUGUUCGGUCCGGGCGCUGGUGCGGCCUCUGCUGGAUUGCUGGCUUUAGCGCCGACGACAAGGGAUAUUGUAACUGGCAUUAUAGCACAGAGUGGUUCAGCACUAGCCGACUGGGCGAUGAUAGAAGACAAGUUCCGCGUACAAAACACUUCUCUCGUGUUCGGCCGCCUGCUCGGCUGCCCCAUCGACUCUUCGUGGAAACUGGUCAACUGCCUCCGCCAAGGUCGCAGCUUCUAUGAGCUGGGGAAUGCUGAAUUUGAGCCCCACGUCGGCUUUAUUCCCUGGGGUCCUGUCUACGAGAACAACUUCACCUACCCCGCCGACGGCUGGUACGAGGGCUGGCGCGAGCGAGACUGGCACUUCCUGGACUCCAUGCCCGAGGAACUCAUCCGGAGAAGACAGUUCAACCCUGCGCUGCGGUACAUGACCGGCGUCACCACGCAGGAGGCGGCCUACGUGCUGUACAACAACCAAUCCCUAGCCCCGAACUUUGAAAUAUCAGAAACAUGGUUCAACCAGAAAGUGCAAGAACUUGUCAAACGGUAUAACUAUACCCUCAACCCUCGAGGAGUGUACGAAGCGAUCCGGUACAUGUACACCUACCACCCUGAGCCACACAACGUUAGUGCCAUACGGGACCAAUAUGUGCAUUUACUAUCCGACUUUCUAUACCGCGCGCCGACCGACAAAAUGGUGAAACUGCUACUAGAACAAAAAGUCCCAGUGUACAUGUACGUUCUAAACACAACCGUGGAGUCCUACAACUGGCCGCAGUGGAGGCAAUACUCACACGAUAUAGAGCAUUACUUCUUAACUGGGGCUCCGUUCAUGGACCAGGAGUUUUUCCCGAGGAAGCAGCGGAUCGACAGGCAGAUGUGGACACCGAACGAUAGGAAUAUGAGCCAUUUCUUUAUGAAGGCGUUCUCGGACUUCGCGAGGUUUGGCAACCCAACCCGCACUCGCAUCCUCGGCGUACACUUCGAACAAGCGACAGAAGGUCAACUACGCUACCUCAACCUCAACACAACAUACAACUCAACCAUACAGCUCAACUACCGACAGACUGAGCUGGCCUUCUGGACGAUGUAUCUACCGACUGUAGUGGGCCGGUUUGUCCCGACCUACCCUCCUAUCAAUGAGUAUUGGUGGGAGCCGAAGCAGCCGCUACAGAUCGCCUUUUGGACGGUUUCAGUGGCGUGUCUACUCCUCAUCGUGUUGGUGGUCGUGUGUUGUAUGCUGUGGCGGAACGCUAAGAGGGCUAUACCUCCUAAAUGGAAAUUACUACCGGCAAUAGAAUCUGACCGUUUCUACGAUGGAGACAUAUUCAUGGUGCCAGAGCUGGACGAAAGCGGCAUAGACAACACGACGCGGUCGCGCGACAACAUCUACGAAUAUCGCGACGUUCCUGUGAAGAAACCGCACACACCUCCUACCCUUAGUCGAGCUACAUCGCAACCUGCCACACUGGCAACGCUGUCCACUCGGCCUGCGUCGGCCGCGUCCACCGGCUCCGCGCUGUCCCUCAAGGACGGGCUCGUGGCCUCCUCCCCCGCCCCCGCGCCCGGCCCGCCGCUGCCCCGCGCGCGCUCCAGGACACUGAUGGUGAAAGGGGUGCCACAGACCACAGUGUAAACUAUACGCUACGGUAUCCGCUAGUUUAUUAAUCCCCAAAAUGACGUCAGACCGCCCCACGAUGACGGGGCGCGUUCCGACAGCUCCCAGCGCGGAAGCACCCCGGCAGGGGUGUCGAAUGAAGACAUACCACCCUAGUUUAUUAAUCAUCGUCACAGGAACGUAGGUACACUAUAUUCUAGACGAGACAAUUUAGCAGCGUAGGCAGGGUCUUGCCUUGUCUCUUAAAGAUCUCGAGCCCGGCCGACUACAAAAAGAUGUAUCCACAUUUUCACCUUCUUGUAUUGUACAUACAAUCACGCCUGUGUCCCAUGAAGGGGUAGGCAGAGCACAUGAAACUACUCA